AUGGGGCAGGUGCUUAGGGGAGCCGCGGGGAAGGUGCGGGCCUCCAAAGUUCAGCAGCAGGGUCAGCACCUCAAGAAUACCGGGCGGCGGCCCCCAGGCCCCCCCGCUGAGGCGCCUUACGCUCCGAAGGCUGGUCAGAACGGUCUCGGCGGUGUCCUUGGCACCGGUGAGUCCCUUUCAUCCGUGCCCCCUCUCCCCCCAUCGAGAUCCUUCAUCUUGUAGUCGGUGAAUGUCGCAUUUCUCUGGUGUGGCCCUUAUCGGUUCGAGGGCUACAGUAGGUUGAUCCUCUUCCUCUCGGGAGGUUUGCAGAAGCGGGAUUUGCAAACAAAACUUUCAUUGGUUCCUCAUGGUUUGAUUCAGGUAUACUGGAUCAUUGAUUGUUUUUAUGGAAUUGAUCGGGGAUAAGAGAUCAACUGGUGGAAGAACAUGUUAGGCGCCGGCCGCCCUCUCUCGACAGUUGCUUUUGCCCAGUAUUUGAAUUAUAGUUUGGAGGAACUUCGAUCGUGUGAUUUCAAAAUUUUCCAAGUAUAUCAAGGAAUCGGCCAGGGUUUUGCUUCUUUUUGCGUUUCACUCAGGAUGCCCAUUUCUUUUCAUAUGAUCGUUGAACCGUGGCCACCAAUAGAAAAUGGAUACUUUGAGAAAAAAAACAUGAAUAUGGAAUUAAUCAACUAAAACCAGACGCAUUGGAUGGAAUCCAGGAGCAUUCCUGGGUUCAAGGUUACGCUAUGUGACCUCUUUUUCUUAACGCGUCAAGGUUUUGUCUACUUCCCUGAGACAAAUACGGUCAUGUGACCUGGAAGACGACACUUUUGUUGGGUCGGAAGAAAAUUUCUAUUUCUAAUGAGAUCUGGAGGUGAGAAUCUAUAUCAGCAUCUUAUAGAUUCUUGAUAUUCAGUUAGCAGCUUCAAAGACUGCCAAGAUCUGAGGCAACUUAAAGUAGGUUAUUGAUGUCAACGUAAUGCCGCAUGGCAACUGUUUCAAAAUUUACAAAUGGUCAAUAAAAAAAUGAUUUUUCCGAUCAAUUAAAGAAAUAUUAGUCCGACUUAUUUGGUAGUCCUAUCACACGGUCCUCAAUAGUUUUAUCAGGAAUCGGAUUUUAUAGAUAUUUAUUCCAGUGGAUUAGACAUAGAGGGAAAGCAAUGAUUUAAUCACUUGAACACGUUGUUGUAGCAGAAAAAUUUAGGACACUCGUGGAGCUUGGUUAUUGUGAAUCGAAUCCUUUUUCAGAGCAAAAGUUUUCUAAUCGUCCUUGGAAUUGAUUUAUUAUCCUAUACUUUUUAUGAUAUAUAAGUAGCCAGAUUUAUAGUAUUUUUUUUCAUUUUAGGAGCACAGAGCCGACGGAUUCAGUGAAUGUUCACGUUCCAUCUUUUCUCUUCCGUUUCUUUGCUGCUACUAGCUAGAAUGUGCAACUAGUCAGCCCUUUCGUUGAAUGCGCAGGAGACAUUUUCCCAUGAAAUUGGGAUUGGUAUUUCCCUUUUUAUCAAAAUUCUUACAUGAGUAUACUGAAAAUGGUUAUCCAUUGAAUGCGCAACUAUUCUAGCACAACUAUUAAUUCCUUUUCGUUGAAUGUGCAAGAGAUAUUUUAUGCCAAAUCGGCUUUGGUAUAAGAUAUGAUCAUACUAUCUAUAGACGUGUGUUGUGAAAGAGGCUAUGGAACGCCCGUGGUAUAAUAAGAAUGUGCAUAAAUUUUUGGCGGAGAAUUUUUCUGUUAAUUGAGAAUCAUAAUUUAGGUGAUUCCUGCAGAUUAUAACUGCGACUUAAUAUUUUUAUCUUUUCUCAACUCUUAUUUUGGGAUCAAAGUUUGAUUUACGGAAAAAAAUCUCAAAAAUUAUGAUUAUUCUAAAUAUUCCAUUCGAGUGCAAGAAAGAAAUAUUUUGGAACAUAAUUUUUGGAAAAUAUGGAAGCGGAUGUGGGGAUGAGGUGGGAAUAAAGCUGGACAACGAAAUCUGUGUGAUAUGUCUGGGAGCCCAUUCCAAAUUUUUUUUGAGUUAGACAAGUAUGCGUGCACUCAUCAUUUAUUGGAUGUACAAGCUAGAAUAUUUUACGUGGUGAAUGCAGGGUUUCUCUUCUUCUGUGAUUCUUUUCUUCAUUUUUCUACUAUUUUCAGUUUUUCUGAUAUAAGCAGUCAGCAGGCACAUCAAUCAGCAGCGUUCACGUGGUGCGUGUGUGUGUGUGUGAGAGAGAGAGAGAGAGAGAGAGAGAGAGAGAGAGAAUCAUCUUACUCUCCCAUGGACCGUGCUAUAUGCAUGCGAGUUUUGUUACUUAUAGAAUAGAGUUAGAUUAUGACUUUGUCAAUGCCUUCAUUUUUUCUUGUCCAGAUGAUUCAUCUGGGGACAAAACUAUUCCCGGCGUCCUGGAGGAACGAGAUCCUACAUAUGAUGCCAUGCUUGGUAAAAUGGUAGGAAGAAUCACAACAAAGCCGGGAGGGAAACUCGAAAUGGGUGAGGUGAGUCUAAAAGCUUCCGACUAUGUUAUUUCUUUAUUCAAUGCUCAUAUCUCUCAGUAUCAAAGAUCUUGAAAAUGAUACUUAUUUUGAUGAAAAAAUUGAAAGCUGUCUGUUGCAAAUAAACUCUUCUUGAUCUAGUUCAGUUGCUUGGCCUAGGAAUUGACUUGCUCUUGCUAUUUGGGAAUGAAACAGAUAAAACAUGCUGAUUCCUGCUGGUUCUUGUCCGGUUUCUGUCUAGGCUUCUUCACAGUUCUAAGAAAUAUACCGUCUCCCUGGGCUGUCUCUUGAUUCCGUGCUUGUGGAUGCACCGAUGCUGACUUUUUUUUUUCCUGUUUCGGAACAGAGCAUAUAUUUAUGAUAUAUUUUACUAUAAUAACUCUUUUCCUUUGAACAAACAUGUGAGGAAAUUUUCCAUUAAUGGGCAUUGAAGUUUCUUAACUUAGAUUGCUCUGAUGGAGAAUUGACCUCCUAGGUUAAUGCUGCAGCUUUCAAAAUUUUCCAUUCAUUCCAAAUCCAAUGGGAGGGCUGUCUGAUAACUCUGUAUGCAACGGGAUGCAGUAUCAAUUACUUGGGGACAUCUAUCAGCCAUCCAAGUGCUUCUCUUGCGGGACUGCCUCUUCUCUUUCAUUUUUUUGGAUUGAUGAUUCCAUCAUGUGAUUUGACCUUUUCUGGGUAGAGUAGCCAAAGUACGAGACAUGUUUUGGGAGAUUUUUUUGGGAAGAACACUUCUAUAACCUCGCAAAUUAUCCCCUCUCUGUUGACAUUUAGAGAGAUGAAGCUGCUCGUUUAGUCUGUGUUUUGAAUCUACUCAGCAUACCAGUGGAUCAUGCUUUACCAGGCUGUGUCUGGGGCAGAUGAAUCCAAGUAUAAUUAGUAUCUUCAUCAAGCUUGAGCUGUCUAGAUUUAAUUCUCAAUCUUUGGUUUUUAAUCAUGAUCUAUUUAUAAGCUUAUAUUUAAUUCCAUAUCGGGCUCCUUGUGCAGGCAUUCAUCGUGGAGAAGUACAACAGACCGAUGCCAAAACUGCGAAGCUCAAAGGCGGCGGCGGCGGCAGCGGCGGGCGGCAGCGAGGAGAAGCCCCUGCCUUCCGGAACUCUUGAAGCUGCCCAGCUGCGACAGAUCAUCCUCUUGCACGAGGGCAAAUCCGAGGACCACCGAGGGCCGAUGAGCAUCGAAGCCAUUGCAGAGAAGUUCAGAAUAGAUGUGGCGACGGUGCAGAACAUCCUGCGGUUCGUCUCGCUGCCUCCAGAGGACGGCGCCAAGAAGUCAGAGCCGACAUCCUGA
This is a messenger RNA of Spirodela intermedia, 3727 nucleotides long. NCBI's taxonomy places the organism in Eukaryota, Viridiplantae, Streptophyta, Magnoliopsida, Alismatales, Araceae. The record is from the annotation of a GenBank genome assembly.